Molecule: messenger RNA, 1182 nt
Organism: Rasamsonia emersonii CBS 393.64
Lineage: Eukaryota; Fungi; Ascomycota; Eurotiomycetes; Eurotiales; Trichocomaceae
Product: BZIP transcription factor (MeaB)
Exons: 3
Coding region: 1-1182 (393 amino acids)
Source: RefSeq, a predicted model, not a curated record
AUGGUUGAGUCCGGGGCGUCCAAGGACAAUGAUGUUUCCAUGGACACGGUCGUGCCCAAGUCUGAACCGACCCAGGAUGGCCCCGGUUCGAUGAGUUCCUCGGUCUCGACCCCCGAGCCCGAGGCAGAGACGGUGACGCAGGAUGUCGCUCAGACCCAGAAGAGGAAAGGGGGCAGGAAGCCGAUCUAUGCCACAUCGGAGGAACGCAUCGACGUCCAGGCCGAGUUGCGGUUGAAGACCGGUAGUGCCUCUGGUCUCGGUCCCGUAAAGCCAGGCACCUUAGCUCCCAAGCAGUCCUCGCCCCUCGAGCGUGCUGCCAUCAGUAGGAAUUCCGCUCAAAGACAGGGGUCUGGAGGAAUUGCCCCCAAGGCUGAUCCGGCCGGGAUCCCUCAGCAGCCCCGGGACGGUGCCUACAAUGUUCAUUCCCCCCAACUGCAGCCCACCCCUUCGUCUCAUGUAUCGUCUCCCUCCACUGCAAGAUCGCCCGGCUUUCCCCUGCAAGGUGGGAUGUCCCCAAAGGGACCAGAGUUCCAGGCUCAGCAACAGCAGCAGCAGCAGCAGCAGCAGCAGCAGCCGCAGCAGCAUGGUCGCUCGGCGUUGCUAUCGCAGCCUAGAGCCUUUUCCCAAGCACCCCAAAUGCCAAUGUCCCAUGCGGAAUCCAUGGACCCUAGUACCAGCACUGCCACUACCACGACCACUAGCACCCCUUCACAAUCUAUGAUGCCCGGCAGCUCGAUGGCUUCUCAAGUGCCGUCGUCGGUGUACUAUCCCUCCCCCUUCCAGAAGCAUUAUGAGCAACUAGGCAAGCUGACCCCCCCUGAAUCUGCGACCCCAUGGAACUCUGUUCGUCCUAGAUUGAUUCGGUCGUGUACAGAGCAGGAAUACGAUGCCCAAGCAGACAUGCUCGACGAUCCCGGUCAUCAGGACGGGGGCACCGGCUCGAAUUCGUACGUCCCGGAUUUCAACCAACCCCCGGUCCCGUCCGGCCAGCAGCGCAUGGGUGUGACCGGUCAGCCCUCUCUGCAGCAGCAAGGGGGUGAUGUCGAUCACGUGGUCUACGGAGGAACGAAUUCCCUUUUUGGCCAGUUUGAACCUAUGCUCGAUACGGACACGUUUGGGCUGAGUGCCAGCAUGCACUUCCAGACCCCAUUCAGCUACGAACAGAACAACCUGCGCCACUGA